Messenger RNA from Lodderomyces beijingensis, 1445 nucleotides. The record is from the annotation of a GenBank genome assembly. Lineage: Eukaryota; Fungi; Ascomycota; Pichiomycetes; Serinales; Debaryomycetaceae.
AUGUUGCCGGUGAAAAUGGAGUACAUAUAUAUAUAUAUCAUGAAUGAACCACGAGUACAGUCCUAAAACAAACAACUCUCCACCUGGAUAACUUCUUCUUGCUUCGUUGGUACCGGGAUAACGCGAUACUCCCCGUCUCGUGGGUGUCUCGUGGGUCGGGUGGCUCUGCCUGGCGCUCCGCGAAGAACCGGAAAAAAAUUCCAUCGUUAACAAAAACCACCCUCUGUGCAUUUUGCCAGAGGUUUUGACAUAUCCAGUUACAGCUCUUGGACCAUAUUCAGCCAACGGGACAAAGUGACGACGACGAGGAAAUGCUAGUGAAGCAGUUUAGAGGACCAAGCAGGAGCUUUUCGCUCUUUUGGAAGAUGCUCGCGAUGGAAGGGCCCACGAAGCCCGCGGAUCAAAAGAUAUUCAGCUGGGACGACUCGCCUCAUGAGGACUUGAGAACCAGAGCAGCCGUGAUUCGGGCCAAGGCCUUGUGCCCCGUGACGAGCAAGCCUGUUGCGUUUGUAUGUCCUUACUCGGGCAUUCCCACGCACGCGAGCCAAGAGGCGUGGCGACAAGACACCAGCUAUCAUAGUCGAAAGAAGUACGAGGAUUUGAAACAGGCCAAUUUCUUUGAGCAUCAGUUGAGAGCGAAGAACUUUGAAGUUGUGUUCCCAGCGGAACAGGAGAAGGAGUUUGUUGUGAAUUUGUCCAACUGGGAUACCUACUUUUACACGCGGGACUACCCGCCUAUGGACGAUUUCAUGACUGGUGUCUAUUCCAAGCUCUUGUCCUACCCACUUACCAUUGGCUCGAUCAUGCACCAGUUCUCGGCGUACACCAACAAGGUCAUCACGUUGGAAGGGGCCAAGAGUUUAGCUGCGUUGCGGUAUACUCUAUACAGCCAAAAGAAGGAUGCAAGUGAGUUCCACUUGCAAGAGAAGAUCAGGGUGUUUGUGUUGGGCGAAGGCGAUAUCCCCGGGGUGGCAUGGAAGCAAUUGGGCUAUUUGUUCGGCAACAACAUCUUUGAGAUCCACGUUAUCGGCAACGCCAAUCUGCCGCCAGUACGCUACGACGACCAGAUCUCCAUUGUCCGACAUUCAUACCAGUAUUUCAUCGAUGGUGCCUUGUUCCCCUUUGACCCGUACUUGGACGUGUUUAUGAUUAACCACCCUGGCUUCAAUUUCAACGAGGUGUUUUGGAAACAGAUAGUCAAGACUUUGCUUGAGUCGAAAUGCGCUGCCUUUGUCACCGGCUACGACGAAAAGGAUGUUCUGCGGGAAGUGGACUGGAUAAGUGACAAUUUCGGCGAUGAGAUGGACAUUUUGAUGAAACCUACAAAGAACUUGUUCAACUGUACCAAACCCGAGAUCAAUGAUACCAACCCUACGGAGACUUUCAACAUUAACAGCCACAUCUUUGGAUUUAGAGGCAAGAGGUACCACGCCAUUCAAGUUUGA